AUGUCUAAUGAUUCAAAUAGACAAGAUAAAGAUAAUAUUGGUACUGGUAUAAGUAGCUCAAGUAACGAUUUAUUUUAUACAAGAGAAAUGUCUGAUAUUUUAUAUUUUAUAGAAGAAAAUGAAGAAAAUGAUAAUUACUAUACACAACAAGAUUUAUCAAAUAAUUCUUUAAAUAAUUCUUUAUCAAAUAAUUCUUUAAAUAAUUUUUUAUUAAAUAAUUCUUUAAAUAAUUCUUUAUCAGAUAAUUCUUUAUUAGAAAUAAUGGCAAAUAGUAUAGAUUUAAGAAGAGUGAAUUAUGAAGCAAAAUGCAAUUGGUGUAAAGAGAAAUGGUCAAGAAGACAAUCAAAAGAUAUGAAAAUCUAUUUGACCAGAAAUUGUGAAUAUAUAUUUGAUGAAAUUAAAACAUAUUGGCGAAAAGUUUUAUUAGAAGAAACUUCAAAUAUUCAUCCACAAAAUGCAAAACAACCACAAAUUACAAAACAUUUUGAUCAUAUUACUCCCAUACCUAUUACAAAAUCAAAUAAAAUUGACCAAGCACUCCUUAAAGCAUGGGUUUGUUGUGGAUUUCCAUUCCAGACAAUUGAAAACCCAUUUAUCAUUAAUUUAUUUCGAAUUGCUAUUCCUGGAUAUACUUUAUUUUCACGUGAUAUUCUUUCUGGCAAAUUAUUAGAUCAAGAAACCAUACAAAUUGAAAAAAAAAUUGAAAAUGAUCUGGAAUAUAGUAAUCAUCUCACUAUUAGUAA
Diversispora eburnea is the source of this 743-nucleotide messenger RNA. The record is from the annotation of a GenBank genome assembly. Lineage: Eukaryota; Fungi; Glomeromycota; Glomeromycetes; Diversisporales; Diversisporaceae.